Messenger RNA from Xyrichtys novacula (pearly razorfish), 8331 nucleotides. The record is from the annotation of a GenBank genome assembly. NCBI's taxonomy places the organism in Eukaryota, Metazoa, Chordata, Actinopteri, Labriformes, Labridae.
AUGAGUGCACAACGACUGGUAAGUUUAUGAAUGCUAACUUUAUGUUAGUUUAAAAGUGAAACCAUUUGUAUGAUAGGAUUUUUUAAAAACUUAAGUUGUUUUUGCUUUUAUAAAAUUACAUUUAUAGUGUAAAUCUGUGGUUUAGCGAGAUGAAUUGAUGCUAAUCCUCCCUGCCUUACACAAAAGGAAAAAAUCAUAUUUUUAAAAAGUUAUAGUGGUCUGAGGAUAAGGCAAUUUAAUUUAGAAACAAAAAAAUUACAUUAAAACAUUGUUCUGAACCGCAAAUCACCCUAAAUUAAAAAUAUUUAAUAACAGAAGGAAGGCAAAAACAGUAAAAUAUGUUAAGUGUUGCAACCUAAGCAAAAAACCUUGGAAGUCAGCGUUCAAAAUGACAUCACAAGUUCCCAGUGUUUCAGUUGAAAAAAACCCAAAUCGGAGGUGGUAACAAGAUGGCUAUAUCUAACAAAACUUAUGUCAUCACUCGCCUUGUCCGAAUAUAAGGCAAACACUGAAAUAACUUUUGUAGAUGUAGCCAUCUUGUUUCAGGCCUCCAAUUUUGCUUUUUUCCGACUUGGUAACGAAACCCUUGGAACUUGGGUGUGACAUCAUUUUCAGCUCCGACAUCUGACUUCCGAGGUAACUCGAAUGCAGCAUCAGACACGACUUAUGGCAUGAUAUGAAAAAGUAAAUAUUUUUAUUUGAUGAAAGGGUUUCAGUGAUUAAAAUAUUGUUUGUGUUUCUUCUCUAGGCUUUAACUUCAAGCCCACAAGACAGAGAAAGUGAGAUGAUCGCUGCGCUUGUCAACAUGCUCACCCCAGAGGUGAUGGAACGCGCGGCUCAAACUCUCAGAGAGCAGAUGCAUUUAUUCAACUUUGACGAAACUGAGCAUGAUGAUUAUAAUGAAGAAGAUGAUGAAGAAUACCUUCGACGAAAGGCGGAGCAUCACAGGUUCUUUGAAAUGCGCAGAAUGGCUGCUGAGCAUGGUGAAGAUGUCAAUGUUCCAGAGGAAACUAAUUCUACAGCAGAGGUCCUCCAAGAAGUGAACACUGUCCUGUUUCAAGCUCCACAGGCAGAGAACCUCUGGGACACUCCUCCAGCCAGUCACAAGUUGUCAACAAAAAAACCAACUUUGAUCUUGGCCAUCAAGAUCUCUGAAAGUUCAGAGGUGUUGCCAGAGGAGGUGAAGUUUACUUCUAAAACUAGUGAAACUGAUUUUGCCAGGGUGGAUCCAACUCCAACCAUCCUGCAAAUUCAAGUCUUACCAGUCAUAGCGGAAGGAAGUGAGGAGUCCGAAGCUGGAGGACAGCCAACAAAGGUUAACAGUAGUGAGAAGACUCUGCAGACUUUUGAGGAUGUCCAUGCUCUGCAGACUUUUGAGGAUCUCCAUGCUCUGCAGACUUUUGAGGAUGUCCAUGCUCUGCAGACUUUUGAGGAUCUCCAUGCUCUGCACAAAAGUAAUUCUGCCACGGUGAAAAAGAACGCCCCUUGCAAACCAUUAAGAAAAGGGCUUAAGAAGACCUGCAUUGGCGAGAAGAAGGAAAAUGUCCCUAAAUCUGAGGAGGAAGCUUUAACCAAACCUGACCAGUGCUAUGCCCACCUGAGAAAACCCAAUGAGGGCGUUUCAGCUUCUGACCAGGCAGGCAGAGUCACUCAGAUGUCAAGGGGCCCAUCACAGGCUACCAAGACUUCUACUUCUAAAACUAGUGAAACUGAUUUUGCCAGGGUGGAUCCAACUCCAACCAUCCUGCAAAUUCAAGUCUUACCAGUCAAAGUGGAAGGAAGUGAGGAGUCCGAAGCUGGAGGACAGCCAACAAAGGUUAACAGUAGUGAGAAGACUCUGCAGACUUUUGAGGAUGUCCAUGCUCUGCACAAAACUAAUUCUGCCACGGUGAAAAAGAAGGCCCCUUGCAACCCAUUAAGAAAAGGGCUUAAGAAGACCUGCAUUGGCGAGAAGAAGGAAAAUGUCCCUAAAUCUGAGGAGGAAUCUUUAACCAAACCUGACCAGUGCUAUGCCCACCCGAGAAAACCCAAUGAGGGCGUUUCAGCUUCUGACCAGGCAGGCAGAGUCACUCAGAUGUCAAGGGGCCCAUCACAGGCUACCAAGACUUCUACUUCUAAAACUAGUGAAACUGAUUUUGCCAGGGUGGAUCCAACUCCAACCAUCCUGCAAAUUCAAGUCUUACCAGUCAAAGUGGAAGGAAGUGAGGAGUCCGAAGCUGGAGGACAGCCAACAAAGGUUAACAGUAGUGAGAAGACUCUGCAGACUUUUGAGGAUGUCCAUGCUCUGCACAAAACUAAUUCUGCCACGGUGAAAAAGAAGGCCCCUUGCAAACCAUUAGGAAAAGGGCUUAAGAAGACCUGCAUUGGCGAGAAGAAGGAAAAUGUCCCUAAUUCUGAGGGGAAAUCUUUAACCAAACCUGACCAGUGCUAUGCCCACCCGAGAAAACCCAAUGAGGGCGUUUCAGUCAGUGCUCUAAGGAAAACUAAAUCUGCCCCGCUAACAACAAACUGGCAGAGGAAACCAUUGUACAAAGGGGUUCAGGCGAGCGGAGUCACUCAGAUGUCAAGGGGCCCAUCACAGGCCACCAAGACAGACAAAACCUGUUAUGUGGUUAGCAGGAAUGUGAAUACUCUGCAGACCUCUAAGGAUGUCAGUGCUCUGAGGAAAAUUAAUUCUGCCCCGGUACAAAAGAAGCCGCCGUGGAAACCAUUCUACAAAGGGGUUCAGAAGACCUGCAUUGGCGAGGAGAAGAAAAUUCUCCCUAAAUAUGCUAAAAAAGCCAAACCAAAUAAAGUAGCAGCAGAAGACGUGGCCAGUCCAAAUAAAGUAGCAGCAGAAGAUGUGGCCAGUCCAAAUAAAGUAGCAGCAGAAGACGUGGUAAUUGACCUUGAACAUUCGGAGAUUGCUGCCAUCAUAAGAGGACUCUUCCAAAGUCUCAGUGAAGAGUAAGUUAUCAUUGAUCAUGUCUUAUGUAAAAAUUCUAAUAUACAAUUGGAUACAUUAUUGGCAUUUGUGUGCAUGAACAUCUGUGUGCAUGAACAUCUGUGUCUAACCCUGUGUUUUUGUGUUUUCAGGCAAUGGAGAGAAGUCAGCGAAGGAGUGUACAACAUUGAUGUGAAGGAGCAGCUGGUCAAGAUGUGCACUGAUGUCCUGCAGUACAGCGCAGACUCAAUCAUCAGACAUCUGUACAGGUCGAUCCUCAAAAGUUCCCCCCUAUCUGAAACCUUCAUCCUGAGGAGCCCGUUAUCCCGCAAACAUCUGCCGGAGAAGUUCAACCAGGACAUUCAGAGGGAUUUUGAAAGGAUCUUCGAACAAGCUUUCCAUGAUGUUCUUGGUGGUGACACCCAAGUAACUAUUUCACCUGAAUUAGGCAAAGCAUUAGCAGCAGAGGUCCUCCAAGCAGUGAACACUGACCUGUUUCAAGCUCCACUGGCAGAGAACCUCUGUGACACUCCUCCAGCCAGUCGCAAGUUGUCAACAGACAAAACAACUUUGACCUCGGCUAUUGCAACCAUGCGGUCCAUCCUCACGGGCCGAGCCAUGGUCAUCAAAAUGAAGACACAAAAGAAAAGUUCGGAGAUUCACCCAGAAGAAGACAGUACAGCCAGAGAUGAACACAUCCCGAAGAAGAAAAGCUUUUGGAAACGUUUGACUGCAUGGCGAAAGAAAAAAGUCAGCCCUGGUCAAGCGCCAGAACCAAAUAAAGCUGUUAGCCCGUCCCAUGCCAACUUCACGUUUAUGUCGAAUGGCGAGCAAGAACAUCCUUCUCACGCUCCAAGCACACCUCCUGAUUCCGGCUUUUUCUCCUGGCGUUACCUCCGCAACAUCUUUAAAAAGGUAAGUACACGUGGAAUCAAUUAGUAAGACCAUACUAAAAAUAAACAAAAAUAGAUUAUUCUGAUUAUUCAUUUGUCGAGUUUAAUGAAAAAGUCAAGUACUGAUGCCAUUGACUGUACAUACUAUACAAAGCUGGAUGAUCCACCUCCAUCCCUUUCUGUUGUACAGAAGUGAAGCCAAAAUAGCUUCUGCGAUAAAUGCUAACAUCUUGAUUUUACAGUUGGAUCCCCAUCCCACCUGUUAAAAGAAAGUAGAUGGGCUUUUUAACAUACACUGGAAAGCUCUGAGCAUUUUGGCUUCACCUUUAAGGAGCUACCAUGUUGUCCAUCUUUUUAUACAGCCAAUGUCAGCACAAUGGCGUCUGUGUAACAAACUAUGUUAGUCAAAGUAAAUUUAGAUCAGUUUCUUGUUAGUCUUAAAAGAUCACCAGACUAUUUUUUGUCUUAGCCUUAUGCACAUCGUCUUUCUUAUAUGUGUCAUUGUUCACCUCUGGACUUUUGUGCUAACAAUUUUUCUUCAUCACCUUCACAGAAACGAAACAGGAGAAAGGACAAGGACACUAACUGUACUGCUUCCGUUACGCAACCUACACAACCACAAUGGUAUGAAACAGUUCUGAGGUGGUUUAACCGUUAGCACUGUCGCCUCACAGCUAGAAGGUCCUGGGGUCCUGGGAGUUUGCAUGUUCUCCCCGUUUGGGUUUACUCCGGGUGCUCCGGUUUCCUCCCACAGGUUAAUUAGGUUAAUUAGCCACUUUAAAAAAAAACUUUAAAAACAUAACAAAACAUAUAUAUCCCCUCCUCGAGCUACCACCUUACCGUGGUGGAGGGGGUUUGUGUGUCCCAAUGAUCCCCGGAGCUUUAUGCCUCCAGGGAUAUUUGGCUCUGAGUUUCUCUCGCCCAAAGAAGUUCCAGCUAGAUAUAGUUGGACUCGCCUCGACACCUAGUGACUGUCCAUAAUGAACAUCAUGUUCAGACAUAAGGGUGUCCACAUGUCCACUUGGCAUCAGGACAACCUGGGCCGCAGUUCGAUGAUCGACUGAUCAUUAUAAAUAUACUGUAUAAAAAAAAAAUCUUUAUCUUCUCUUACAGCAAACUGUGUUUAGGUUGUUAGUUCUGGUUUUGCUUUACUAAAGCAGACAAAUAUUUGGCACCGAGUUUCUCUUGCCUGAAGAAGUUCCAGCUAGAUAUAGUUGGACUCGCCUCGACACCUAGUGUGGGCUCUCAAACCAGACCUCUUGAGUGGGGCUGGACUUCAUCUUCUCUGGAGUGGCCACUGGUGAGAGGUGCCGGGCAGGGGUGGCAAUCCUUGUUGCUCCCUGGCUCUGUGUCUGUGUGUUGGGGUUUACUCCAGUGGGCGAGAGGGUAGCCUCCCUUCGCCUUCGGAUAGGGGGGCGGAUCCUGACUGUUGUUUGUACCUAUGCUCCAAACAACAGCUCAGAGUGUCCACCCUUCUUGGAGUUCUUGGAAGGGGUGCUGGAGAGCGCUCCUUCGGAGGACUCCUUUGUUCUACUGGGGGACCUCAACACCCAUGUUGCCAACGAAAGUGAGAUCCCAGGUGGCGUGAUUGGGAGGAACGGCCCCCCGGAUCUGAACUUUGUAGUGCUUUGUUAUUGGAUUUCUGUGCUCAUCAUAGACUGUCCAUAAUGAACACCAUGUUCAGACAUAAGGGUGUCCACAUGUACACUUGGCAUCAGGACAACCUGGGCCGCAGUUCGAUGAUCAACUGAUCAUGAUAAUAACACUGUAUAAAAAAAAAAAAAAUCUUUAUCUUCUCUUACAGCAAACUGUGUUUAGGUUGUUAGUUCUGGUUUUGCUUUACUAAAGCAGACAAAUAUUUGGCACCGAGUUUCUCUCGCCUGAAGAAGAUCCAGCUAGAUAUAGUCGGACUCGCCUCAACACCUAGUGUGGGCUCUCAAACCAGACCUCUUGAGUGGGGCUGGACUUCUUCUUCUCUGAAGUUGCCACUGGUGAGAGGUGCCAGGCAGGGGUGGCAAUACUUGUUGCUCCUUGGCUCUGUGUCUGUGUGUUGGGGUUUACUCCGGUGGGCGAGAGGGUAGCCUCCCUUCGCCUUCGGAGAGGGGGACGGAUCCUGACUGUUGUUUGUGCCUAUGCUCCAAACAACAGCUCAGAGUGUCCACCCUUCUUGGAGUCCUUGGAAGGGGUGCUAGGGAGCGCUCCUUUGAGGACUCCCUUGUUCUACUGGGGGACCUCAACACCGAUGUUGCCAACGAAAGUGAGAUCCCAGGUGGCGUGAUUGGGAGGAACGGCCCCCCGGAUCUGAACUUUGUGGUGAUUUGUUAUUGGAUUUCUGUGCUCAUCAUAGACUGUCCAUAAUGAACACCAUGUUCAGACAUAAGGGUGUCCACAUGUACACUUGGCAUCAGGACAACCUGGGCCGCAGUUCGAUGAUCGACUGAUCAUGAUAAUCAUACUGUAUAAAAAAAAAAAAAUCUUUAUCUUCUCUUACAGCAAACUGUGUUUAGGUUGUUAGUUCUGGUUUUGCUUUACUAAAGCAGAACUGAUCAUGCUAAUAAUCUUGCUGUUCUCUACUGUGUGAAAAAAAAUAAACAAAAACUAUCAAAAAUCUUUAUCUUUUCUUGCAGGUAGUUGUUUUUUUGUUGCUGAAUUUGUGUUUACUUUUUAAUUGUGUUUGUAUGUCUUUAACUUUGUUGGAACGUGCUGCAGCUGUCUUGGCUCUCUUGUAAAAGAGACUUUUAAUUUCAGUGAGGCUUUUAUGGUCAAAUUAGAUCUAAAUAAAUCAAAGUAAAAUAGUUAUAAAUGAUGAGAUUUUUUUUCUUUGGUUGUGCAGAGGUGACAGACAACAAAAAAAUGCACUGCAGUGUGUGCCAUUUAAAAUUCAUAUUUGCAUAUACUACAAGUUCAUAUUAUGCAUCAUCGAAAAAUAAGUUGAUUUAAACGAAAAAUGUCUGCAGCAUAAAGGCAGGAGUGGCGUAUUUAAAUGCAAAGACGACAUUUCAAGAAGCACAGACAGCAGGAGUUUUUUUUGUUAUUUCCUAAAAUGAAGAGAAGCAGAAAAAGUCUUCGUCUUUUAUUUCUCCUUUUUUCUCCUGGGCUGUAAAGCUGUAGGAUUAUAUAUCUCUUGACAACUACAUUCAAAUGUGCAUUAAACAUUCUUUUUGGAUUACAGUCCUUUCAAUACUCAACACAAAUCCAUAUUGAUUUCUAAGAGUAGCAUAUGCAUGUAACACCCACUGUAAGCCUUUGUUUGCAGAGUUAAUUACUUUGUUGGCAUGGAUGCAGACGGGCUAGUCACUCCCUUCAGACUAUUAUGAUUAGAAUAUUUUGUUUUUAUGGCAACAAGCUGAAAAGAAAAUAAUUAUAGAAAUGUGCAACAGGGAUUAACUAUCAUCUUGUAAAGCAUUAAGCUGAAACAGAAAAAAAGGAAGGGGACACGAGCACAGAGAGAGUAGAUCACAGUACAACACAAAAUAAUGGCAAACACUUUUGUAACUCAUAACAGACAAGCUCAGUGAAACAGAAAAUGAAAUAUGGAUGAAGAACAUGUAUGUAUUUAUGUAUGUGUGGUUACGUAUGUGUGUGUGUGUCUGUGGGCACUUAAAUCUCUUUUGAUUUACAGGAGGCUUUUUUUUUGGGAUGACCUUUGAAGUGUCGUGUCAGAUUUACAGCUGUUAAAGUUUACACCCACAGAAAUUGGGAAAUCUUUGGUGCUAAAAAACGGCAAACAUAUUGCUUCGACUUUAUUUAGCUUGAAAAGAUGAUCACCAUAACGUGGUUUUAAGGUCUGAUACCUGGUUUAAGGGAAAUGUCAAGCAGCUGGGCUGAAACUUCACCGACUUCAUCAUUUCUGUUGAACAAAAUACCCUGAAAGGUCUUCCUUUUUUUCCCCCCACUAUCAGCGCGAUGCACCACUUUUACCGUUCAGGGUUGGGUACAUCCUGGAAAGGUCACCAGUCUAUCACAGGGCUGACAUAUAGAGACAAAUUACCAGUCAUGCUCACACUCACACCUAUGGGCAAUUUAGAGAGACCAAUUAACCUGACGAGACUGUUUUUGUGCUGUGGGAGGAAGAUGGAGAGAAUCCACGCAUGCAUGGUGUAAGGAUACCAAGCCCGGGUUCACACUUGGAAGAAUGGAAGCUUCACAGGAAUGAGCGGUUUGACAAGCUUUACUGGUAACAGCUUCAGCAUGCCACAAGUGUAUUUAAUUUUUUUUUACUUGUUACUUAUUUGUUCUUAUGGUUGAUACCAAUGUGGCCCUAAUAUAUUUUUUUGUAAAUGUAGACCUAAUAAUUUUUUUUUACCCAAAUGUGGCCCUAAUUCAUUAUUUUUUCCUCUUGUGGCCCUAAUACUCCGUCGUAGUGACUUGAGCAAUUUAUGUGAUUUAAAUCCUGUAAUACCUCAGCCCACCUCAUGGUGGCGCAUCAGCCCUGUGCUCAGUGACAUGACCAUGGAACAUGAUCUCAGUCUGUGCGAGCGCCAUCUAGCUACUGACCGGAGCACCCGCACUUAA